AUGCGCGGCGGUGAUCGCAUAAAGGGCGCGCAGGAGAGCGCGGCACAGGAAGUGAACGGGGAGCGGGGCGCGGAGGCGGACGAGGAGGACCCGGGGCUGCAGGUCGAGGGCGCCGAUGAGGGAGAUGCCGGCGAGGACCAGGCAGCGGGAAUCGACGUGGCCGAACCCGCUCAGGCGGACGAGAACGCUGGGGCGAGCCAGGCGGGGGAAUCCCACGGGCAAAACGCCAGCCGUGGGGACGAGCAGCGCGCCGAGGGCUCGCUUCGGCAGGAGCGAGUGGCCCAGGACGAGAGUGGGCGCGAUGGACGGACGCAGAGAAGCGUGGCAAACGAAAGGCGGAGCGGUCGCGCACGCCAGAAAGGGGUCAGUAUCGCGGAGAUUGGCGCGGGGGGGACUUCAGGUCGGAGGACAGGCGAGGAGAGCAGGGAGGUUGGAGCGGCGGCGGCGUGCGUUCCCCGGAGCGGCAACAGAAGCGCGGGGGCAGAUGGAAGGAUGAGCCACGCUCUCCCGAGCCGCACGGGCGUCAUGGAAGGAGGGACGAGACGGAGCUCUGGUCGCAGGGGCGGCGCGGUCGGCAGCAAUGGGAGCGCGGCAGCGCGGUGCGCGCACCGGAUCGGCCAAGGCAGGGAGAGAGGAGGAUCCGCAGCGGGGCCCGCUCGCCAGACGAACGCCGCCAGCGGGGGGAGAAAGAGGAAGGAGAAAGGCAUUCGCCUGAGCGCCGCCAACAGCGCAGCAGAAGGGGAGGCACCUGGUCACCGUCGCCAGAGAGACGGCGGCACCGCGAGACGAGCAACGGGGAAGGGCGGAGGAUGCACGACCCGCCAAUGCGGCAGUGGGCUCGGGCAGAGGAAUGGGGAGGGCCGAGGGAAAGGCGCCGCGAGGCGGAAUGGAGUCGGCAGGAGGGCGGGAGCUUGGUGUUCUCAGGAGAUCAACGAGUAG
Molecule: messenger RNA, 939 nt
Organism: Closterium sp. Naga37s-1
Lineage: Eukaryota; Viridiplantae; Streptophyta; Zygnematophyceae; Desmidiales; Closteriaceae
Source: the annotation of a GenBank genome assembly